Messenger RNA from Botrytis fragariae, 1729 nucleotides. Its product is annotated as putative transcription factor cys6 protein. The transcript is spliced from 5 exons. Gene Ontology annotation, molecular function: zinc ion binding; DNA-binding transcription factor activity, RNA polymerase II-specific. Gene Ontology annotation, biological process: regulation of DNA-templated transcription. Lineage: Eukaryota; Fungi; Ascomycota; Leotiomycetes; Helotiales; Sclerotiniaceae. The record is from RefSeq and is a predicted model, not a curated record. The coding region runs from base 20 to 1729 and encodes 569 amino acids.
CUGCCCUUUAAAGUUAAUCAUGGCGACUCGUAUGGUAGAUGCAUAUAUGGUAUUGCUUGCAGUACUACCUCUGGUGGCCAGUUAUUCAUAUUCAAUGAUAAACUUAUGCAAUUCUUGUAUCAACAUCGGCAAUCCCAUCUUCCAUCCUUCGAGAAUUAGACCUUCGUGCAAAUUCCCAACCGGAAGUAGUUCUAAUUCUUGUGAUCAAUGUUUUCGAACGAAGCAGAGUUGCUCCAAACAUCCACUUCAAUGUCAAAGAUGCGCUGAACUAGACAGCUCUUGCACAUAUAGCUUUGGAAAAUUUAUGGGCAGACCCAAGAGAAACUUUAAGAGCCGUCGGCAGUUCCAAAAUGAGACAAAAGGAGGCUCUGAUCAACUAGAAACUUCGAAUCAUGAUGAUAAUUCAAAAAUCUCAUUGGAAGGCCCUGAAAGAGUACAAAAUUUGUCUAUCUUAUCAACUUCGAUGGCAUCAGAUGGUAAGUCCACUUCUCUUGAAACAGAAACAAAGUUAACACAAAUAGAAGUAGAAUCUUCAGACUGGUGGCAGUACUCCCACGAAAACAAAGAAACGAUCAACAAUCCUUUCAGUGUGGAUGAUGUCGAAAAUUCUUCUGCAAAGCGAGAUCAAUCUCAGCAAAUAGCACCCAAAAAGGCCACGAAGACUUCCGCAUGUGAUCAAUGCUAUAGAUUCAAAGUCAAAUGUACAAGAGAGCCAGAUUGCUGUCAACGAUGUAGUUUGAGUGGUAACUCAUGCACCUACAGUGCUGCCAUUGACCUAGAACGAUCUCGAAAACGAUCAGCUCCACCAUCAUCAGAGUCACCCAAAAAGAAAAUAUCUUUCUCGCCACAGAGCCAUAAAGAUUUAGUUACUCUGCCACCACAGUCAAGAUAUCUAAAGCACAAUAGAUCAGUCUCUGCGUCUGAGAUUCCUACCUCUUGUCAGCCAAUUCCGGCUCUACAUGAACCGACUCAUGUCAUAGAUGAGUGUGAUAUUUCUUUUCACGAGUCUUCUCACUACUACAGCGAUAGUCUUCUCAGUCUGCCACCACUAGACAUAUUUUUUGAUAAUGAAAAUCCUCCGCAUGAUAUUAACUUCAAUAUUGGCGGGGAUGAAAGUCACGAGCAACCGCACGGAACUCAAGUACCUCCCAAAGAAAACAACCUUGACCCUAUUUUGGCAGACAAAAUUUCAGGUGGUUGUAACUGCCUUCAAUCUGCAAUUUUGAGUCUCUCGAAUUUGCAUUCUGUCGUCUGCGGUAACCUCAAUCCAUCAUUAGAUAGCAUAUUCGCUGCAGCAAGGAAUGGUCUAUUCAUUUGUGAAACUCUGACCCUAGCUCAAUGCUCUUCUUGCGAGCUCAGUUCCACUUCAACACUGUUGAUGCUUUGCGUGGCGAUUCUACAGCAAGUAUACAAUGCUUACGAGUUACUUGCCAAUCCUGCCGGCCUAUCCAUGGAGGGUUUAAACAGGGCUGACAAGAUAAUGACAUUGAGCAUAAAGAUUGGAGACAUGGAAUUCACUGACAUUGGACAUAAUCCAAGUAUUUUGAACGCCAUUCUCAAGACGGAGAAGGCAAAAGCGGAAAGGAUCUGUGUAGAGUUGGAGAAAACGGUCACAAAUGCUCAAUGUAGGGAUACUGCUGGAGUAGGAAAGGAGGAGACGAUGGUGCGCGAUGGAUUGGUUAGCUUGAUUGAGAUUUUCCGUGGGCGGUUUAUUACCGAAGUGAUGUAG